Messenger RNA from Myxocyprinus asiaticus (Chinese sucker), 4929 nucleotides. Its product is annotated as zinc finger protein GLIS2-like. The transcript has 7 exons. Gene Ontology annotation, molecular function: DNA-binding transcription factor activity, RNA polymerase II-specific; RNA polymerase II cis-regulatory region sequence-specific DNA binding. The coding region runs from base 297 to 1634 and encodes 445 amino acids. Gene Ontology annotation, cellular component: nucleus. NCBI's taxonomy places the organism in Eukaryota, Metazoa, Chordata, Actinopteri, Cypriniformes, Catostomidae. Gene Ontology annotation, biological process: smoothened signaling pathway; regulation of transcription by RNA polymerase II. The record is from RefSeq and is a predicted model, not a curated record.
UCCACCCUCCCUCGCGCUCUCUUCUUCAGACUGUGGAGCGAGCCGGGAGACAGCAGACAGGCGUCGUAAGCAAGCGAUGCUCCUUUGAAUAUAUUUAUUUACGAACGAUACAUUGUAACGUGAUAUAAUCAUAUAGUUUUUUUAAUCUUCGUAAUAUCGUUUUGGAUAUGGUGAUCUGGAUCCCGAAGUGUUUUUGAUGAAGACAUCUGGCGAUUUCUUGUAGGCUCGUCUCAAGCUCGUCGUCUCAGCGCGGAAUUCAGACGGAGCGUCAAUAUCGAGGUGGUUGGAUUAAAGCCAUGCUGUCUCUGGAUGAGCCCCUAGACCUGAAGAUUUCCUCAAGCCGUGAUAGGACGGUCAGAACAUCCAUCUGUGCCCCGCUACACUUUGCUCGUGCCCGAAUAUCCCAAGCAUCACACAAGUCCAGCCCUGCUGAUAAGGACAUGUCAGACUCGUCAUCAUACACUGUGGUGGAUCUCAGUCUGUCCACAUCCUCCUCUUCCUCACCCCCCUCUCCCGUAGACAGCGGGUCCAGCUGGAGUCCUACAACACCUCUACUAGCCACAGAAUCUGAAAGCACCUCUUACAUCGAGGACAGCGUCUCUCCUCCUCCAGGUUUUCAGUUCUUCCUGCCGAUUGGUGCGGAGGGUCCCUUGCGCCUGCCCUCCUCCAUGCUGAUUGGUCAUCACUCCCCUGAGCCCUCGGGUGACGAGCAGCUGGCCUGCCGCUGGCUAAAGUGCCAUCUGCUGUUCGACAGCUUGCAGGAGUUGGUGGAUCAUGUGAACCAUUCGCAUGUGAAAUCAGAGAAGAACUCGGGAUUCUGCUGCCACUGGGAGGGCUGUGCACGCAAGGGAAGAGGCUUUAAUGCCAGGUACAAGAUGCUGAUUCAUAUCCGCACUCACACCAAUGAGAAACCUCACCACUGCCCAACCUGCCACAAGAGCUUCUCACGCCUGGAGAAUCUCAAAAUACACACCCGUUCACAUACAGGUGAGAAGCCAUAUAUCUGCCCCUAUGAAGGCUGCAACAAACGCUACUCGAACUCCAGUGACCGCUUUAAACACACGCGCACACACUACGUGGACAAGCCCUACUGCUGCAAAAUGGUGGGCUGUCUGAAACGGUACACAGACCCCAGCUCCCUCCGCAAACACAUCAAGGCUCACGGCCACGCUGUUGCCCAGGACCGGGCCACAUCGCCCAGGGUGGAAGGUCUGCUGAGAGGUAGUAGGAUGGAUCCGGUGGAUGGCCGAGGUAUGGACGUUCCUUACCCAGGUGGGGCUCAUUUUGUCCUUCCUGGGGUAGCGGCAUCCUUGCUUCGAGCUCAAGCCCUGCACACCCUCACCGGGCCCCUUGGGGGUCACCCCAUGGAUCUCUCCAUGCUCAGUCCUCUAUUAGGUGCAAGGCCUGUGCUUUACCCCAGCUCUGGUGCUCUUGGGAUCGGGAAGGUGCCGAUCCUUCACCCCUUGCUGCUACCUCCCCUGGGGCUUAGUGCUGGGCGGAGGGAAAGAGGGGUGGAGGAAGAAGAGGAUGUUGACGAUGAUGAUGAGGGAAGGGUGGAAGCAGGGUUGGGUCGCCACUCAUGGGUUGUGAUCCCUCCAGGCAUGUUGCUCUUGAAACAGGUGAUGAGCACAUAAGAACUCCUAGGUCUUGUUCACACUGCACACAAAUCCCAUUUGUAAUCCAAACCUGAUCUUUAGGAAGGUGAUGAAAUCGGAUCCAGCCAGUUUAGUUAAUAUCCAAUAUAUCUAUAUCAGUUGCCAUAACAAUUACUUUAAAGGAAUGGUUGAUCAUUCUCACAUCAUUUACUCACCCUUAUGUUGUCUCCUGAAACUAAUAUGACUUUUUUGGUUCCACAGAACACAAACAAAGAUGUUUUGAAAGAUAUAUGAAGUCUGUUUGUCCAUACAAUACAAAUCGGUAAAACCGAUACAGCGGUCCACCACUUAACACAAAUAUUACAUUUCUACGAACUUGAUACAUGUGUUUUGAACUAGAUUUUAAAAGAUUUCUUGGUAAAACUUUACACUAAGGUUAUAUUUGUUAACAUUAACUAUAUUAGUUAACAUGAACUAACAAUUAAAUAUUAUAAUUUCAACCGAGUCUCACAGAAUGAAUGUUACUAUUGCAAAACUUUUUCUGUGAGUGUCUGUGCCACGUUCUACAUUUCACUGCAGCUUCCUGGUGAAAUGAACAGUAGAGGCGCUACAUCAACUGUGCAUUUUAUUCACCUUCACACAAAUUAUGACCUUAUAAACACUUUUUCAAAUUUUUCACUUUGUUACUCACACACUGCCAUGUUAUGAUAUCGAAACCUUUUUACUGUAAUUUGAAAAACUAUAUAUUUUAACCAAUAUAUACCAGACACACCUACAUUUACACACGUAUUCAAGCGUGAUUAACUUGCAAAGUAGCUCACCUGUUAGAGUGUUGGACUUUGAACUUGGAAGUCUGCCGCUGUUCAAGCUCGAAAGCUGAUAUGCGAGACUAAAGUGUCAUAGAAGCAAAUGAAUUGACGUGGUUGCUUCAGAAAAUGUGACAAGAACACUGUCGGUUAAGUUUAGGUUUAGGUUAAAGUUUUAGGUUAGGGAAGUGUGUUUCACUCACUAAAACAUUCGUUUUAACUAGUUAAUCUAAUCUGUUCACACAUUAAAAAAACUAAUUUAAUUGAAUUUCAAACCACCUACAAAUGUGGUUUGAAUCAGGUUUGUAAACAUCAGAUUUAAUUUUUUGUUUUUUGCUUUUCAGACAACAGAAAAAAUAAGCAGAUCUGAGUCAAAUACACCAAAAUAUCAGAUUGUUGCUGCUUGUGUGAACAAUGUGUCCAGAUACGUGUAUGAUUGACUAGCAUAUUUGGAUAGUACAAGGGUUAUAAAUGUUAGUUACUGAGGUGCUUCCUUUCAGCGGAAUGGUAUAAUUUGGGAGGGUAUGAAGAAGCAGUGUUUAAAUACACAAUACAAUGUCCUGCACUCAAUCGGUUAUAAAAUUCAGAUAUUUGUUUUCGUAGUUCUGACAGCGCCAUGCCAACAAUUCAUAAGUCUUCUGUUUACAAUAUAAAGUUAAUCAUCAUUCUAGAUGUCAAAACGUGUGUAGUGUGAUUUCUGAUGAGAAAUGCUUAUUUGAUCCAAGCCUCUUCCAAGGGAGGAGCUUUACAGUUGAGAGAAUUCACCUUGAUUUGUCCAAAUAAAUCUGUGGGAGGAUAAUUGAUAGCUUCAUUGUCUAAAUAUUCCAUAAACUGACUCAGAAAGUUGACCCACAGCAGUCAAACAAAGAGAACAGGAUAUGCUGUAUGAAAAGCAAAUGGAAAGGCAAAUGUCCUUCUACACAGUGCACAUCUUUAUAUCUACACUAACAGUGAGCCAACAAAGCAGGGAGAGAACAAUGUGUGCUAAUGCUAGCAAACUGGUUCUGGAACUUACAGAAGGGGAGACCAGGGGCAAUUGGGAAAGACUAAAUUUCUUAAUCACAAAUAAGUGAUCACACUUAUUCAGCAUAUGCUCAGUAAUGUUCUCCAUCUUCCUGUUAAAAAGUCAUGUGAUCAUCUCACUUUCUGAGAGACUUCGAAGAAAAUCUGAUUUCUUUUCAAUGUCUAAGAUUAUAUUGUCUCGACUCAUCAGCAAAAAAAAAAAAAAUAAUAAUAAAAUAAAUAUUUCAGAUAAGUAUAGGUCCCAAUUACAUUAUUCCAGAGAGCUUAAAUAAUAGUACCAUAUAAAAGAGAAAACUAGCUUAUUCAUAAAUAAGUAUUAAAGCAGGAAUAUUAUUACUUUGAGGUGUGCUCUUAUUUGAGAUAAACACCCUAAUAGGUUAGCAGAACUCUUUAAUAACAAGUUAAUAAACUCCCAAGAUUAAGUUAAUAGAACUUUCAGAUUUUGAUUUUGUACUACACAUGCAUGUUAAUUGCUCUUAGCUUAAAAUAUUGAGUAAGCUAACUCAUCCAUUUUAAUGGCACUUUAAACUGAACUCUUUGGCUGAACUAAAAUGAUCAUUUAAGCUCAAAUUAAAUACUUCAAGUAAAGGUAUUAUAAUAUAGUCUUUGUCAAUAAAUAUCUAUUAAAUGUUUCUUAUAAAUAAAGAUGUAAAGUUGAUUUGUAGUAGUCUGUGAGUCAUGAAGGAAAAUAUGAAGCAUGUCACGAUUGCCCAUACUCUCCCCUGUGUCAGUACUAAACAGUACAACUCUUAUAUCUCAACACAUCAGAACAUUUGAGUGCUUAUAAUAUGACUGAUUUUAAAUCAUUGUGCACCUUAAUCCUGAUUGCCAUAAAGAAGUAUCAUAUAUUCUCAUUUUUGGUCAUUUGAUAUUUCAGUGCAACUUGAUUUCUUAAUGUUUUGUUGUUUUGUUUGAAGACGAGACAUUAACUGUGUCAAACAUUUUGUGUAUAUGAUGACAUGAGUCAACUUGGACUCCACUAUUUGUUAUCCAUUAUAUAAUCCUUUAUGCAUGGCUGAUCUUUCUCACAUAAGAUUGAAUGAAUACAUGAAGAUUUACAGACAGCUUCUCCGAUAAGAGUGGCACAUUUGAUAUCUGCCAUGCACAACUGAUAAAUGCUAAGACUAUGGCUUAUCUCAGCCAGCGCAACUAUUUUAUCGAAGUAUAUUUGCACAGCUGGAUAUUUUAUCAAGCAUAUUUUAACCAGUACCAAGUGCCUUCUAUUGUAAGGUUGUCAUUGACGAAAUACAAUGUAUGAAAUACAUUUUGAAUGUAUAUUGUCAGUUUAUGUAUAUUUUAUCAGAUUUAGUUCAUGCUGUUACAAUGUUAAUGUUACGAUUUUUUUUUACAAGUUGUACUGAUGUUGAGGCUAAUGGUUCAUAACAUUGGGCUAAUGCUAUUAAGUGUCUUACCAUACCACAGGACGCCUGUCAAAGUGACUGGAAGAAGUUUAUGAAUUAGAUAAGGACUAGAUUCAUAUGUCCAAUAAAGAGUGCAAUGCCAAA